This is a messenger RNA of Kwoniella mangroviensis CBS 8507, 462 nucleotides long. RefSeq lists its product as uncharacterized. The transcript has 7 exons. Bases 1 to 462 code for a protein of 153 amino acids. The record is from RefSeq and is a predicted model, not a curated record. Lineage: Eukaryota; Fungi; Basidiomycota; Tremellomycetes; Tremellales; Cryptococcaceae.
AUGUCAGCUAAGGAUUACUACGGAAACCAACAACAACAAUACGGUCAACCUCAAUACGGAGGAGGAUACCCUCAACAAGGUGGAUACGGUGGACCCCAGGGAGGUUACGGUCAACAACAAGGUGGUUAUUACCCACCACCACCUCAGCAAUCAUACCAACAACCAGGUCUGUAUUCGAACAUUGAUUCAAACCCCAUCACACUCGUCUUAGCUACCCUCAACCUCAACCCCAACCGGUAUACGUUCAACAACAAAGACCUCAAAAAUCAGGUGGAGCAGGUACAGGAUGUUGUGCAUGUCUCGCUGGUGCUCUCUGCUGUUGCUGCGCCGAAGAAAUGUGUUGUGACAUGUUAUUCUAAUCUGCCCUCCCCCUUUUUGUUAUCUCAUAAUCAACCCAUCACCAAUAUAAUCGAAUUCCAUUUCAACAGUCACAUCAAUCUUUCUAUCUGUCGUCGAAUUUGA